Messenger RNA from Cydia splendana, 1315 nucleotides. It is a transcript of the gene Faah, whose product is annotated as fumarylacetoacetate hydrolase domain-containing protein 2-like. The record is from RefSeq and is a predicted model, not a curated record. Gene Ontology annotation, molecular function: catalytic activity. The coding region runs from base 167 to 1180 and encodes 337 amino acids. Lineage: Eukaryota; Metazoa; Arthropoda; Insecta; Lepidoptera; Tortricidae. The transcript is spliced from 6 exons.
AUCUAAAGUACCUAAUCAUAACUGUAUUCAGCAUCCAACUAAACAGAUCUUGCACUCUGUACCAAACGGCUGGCGUCAACCGGCUGUUACGUAACAAUUAAAACCUUCCUAGUUAAAAUCAUAACCAUACUGUUUACGUAAUUCCGUGAAUAAAUUGACCUUGGCCAUGGCUGGAAAUGCGUUGCUGGGCCGUAGUGCUACACUGUUGUCGCGGACUGUGUUAUCAUCAAUAAAAAGUCACAUUUUACCCAGAGAAACAGUCAAUAGUGCUUCGGCAGCAACCGGCAUCAGACAUUUGUCAGUAACUCCCGCCACAAACAUGAAACUCGUUCAGUUCUCGCAGAAUUCCAACCCCAAAGUAAGGGUGGGGUUUUUGGAAGGAGAUAAUGUUGUGGAUAUAAAUAAAUUGGACUGCUGUUUACCCUCUACCCUCUUGGGUAUUUUGCAGAGUGGUGAUAUUGAAAAAGUGAAAAAGUUAAAAUCUACAAAGGAAGCAUUAAUUCCGCUGUCAUCAGUUAACCUCGAGGCACCAAUUACUGGCAUGGAUAAAGUUCUUUGCAUAGGCCUGAACUACAAGGACCAUUGCAAGGAGCAGAACCUGACGCCUCCAGCGGUGCCGAUGAUCUUCGGAAAGUUUCCCAGCUGCGUCGUCGGACCUAAGGAUGCGGUGCGACUGCGGAAGUCUACAUCGAAAGUGGACUGGGAAGUUGAACUAACCGUAGUCAUCGGCAAGAAAGCGAGCGACGUAAAGGCGAAAGACGCUUUCGACUACAUUGCCGGUUACACCGUGGCUCAAGAUAUCAGUGCCAGAGAUUGGCAGAAAGAGAGGAAUGCUGGACAAUUCUUGCUUGGCAAGGCGAUGGAUACCUUCUGCCCUAUCGGGCCAUGCAUCACCACCAGCGACGAAAUCGGUGACCCGCAGAAACUGAAGAUCCAGUGCUCGGUCAACGGCGUGGUCAAACAGACCAGCAAUACUGACCAGCUGGUCCAUAAAAUACAGGACGUCAUUGAGAGACUCACCUCAGUGAUGACAUUAUUGCCAGGGGAUAUUAUCUUAACCGGGACCCCAGGAGGAGUAGGCAUGUACCGUUCCCCCCCUGAAUACCUCAAGCCCGGCGACGUCAUCAAGAGCGAGAUAGAGAAUAUCGGCGAACUCGUCACCAGAGUUGAGGCCUUCUAAGAUUCCAAUAAAAACGGGCUAGUUUGUAUGAAACAGUUGCACAGUGUUCCAUUUUCAUUGUAUGAGCAAUAUUGUACAUAAAAUAGUUAAUAAUGUAUAAAGGUUUUAUAAUAUUACAAUACAACUGUUCAAUAA